AUGUCUCCUAGCUUUAUUCUUACUCUCUCGGGCCCUGAUCGCCCAGGUAUCGUCCAUGCCGUGACUGCCUUCCUCGUCCAGCACAACCUGAACAUCGUCGACUCAUCGCAAUUCGGUGACCCCACAUCCAAGAGCUUCUUCAUGCGCACACAAUUCGCUCCCGAUGGAACCACCGACCUCCCCGAACUCGAACAAUUGCGCACUGCCUUCAAGGCCACCGCCGAGUCUUUUUCCUUGAACUACCAAAUCCACCCCACUGCGCAGAAGCCCCGUGUUCUGAUCAUGGUUUCCAAAAUUGGUCACUGCCUGAACGACCUUCUUUUCCGCCAGUCCACUGGCCAAUUGAGCGUUGAAGUUCCUCUCAUCGUCUCCAACCACCCAGAUUUCGCCCCUCUCGCCGCCAGCUACAACAUUCCCUUCCACCACCUGCCUGUGACCGCGGAUACCAAGGCUCAGCAGGAGGGCCAGAUUCUGGAGCUGGCUGCUCAGAACAACAUCGAUUUGAUCGUUCUUGCUCGCUACAUGCAGGUCUUGUCUCCUAAGCUGUGCGAAGCCAUGUCCGGCCGUAUUAUCAACAUCCACCACUCCUUCUUGCCUUCUUUCAAGGGUGCCAGACCCUACCACCAGGCUUAUGACCGUGGUGUGAAGAUCAUCGGUGCCACUGCCCACUUUGUCACCAGCGACCUCGACGAGGGCCCUAUCAUUGAGCAGAAUGUCGUUCGCGUGAGCCACGGCAUGAGCCCCAAGGAGUUGACCCACGCUGGUAGCAACGUCGAGAGCAAUGUUCUCGCUACCGCUGUCAAGUACUUUGCUGAGCGCCGUGUCAUUCUCAAUGGACACAAGACUGUUGUCUUUGACUAA
Molecule: messenger RNA, 861 nt
Organism: Penicillium malachiteum
Lineage: Eukaryota; Fungi; Ascomycota; Eurotiomycetes; Eurotiales; Aspergillaceae
Product: formyltetrahydrofolate deformylase
Exons: 1
Coding region: 1-861 (286 amino acids)
Biological process (GO): 'de novo' IMP biosynthetic process
Molecular function (GO): formyltetrahydrofolate deformylase activity
Source: RefSeq, a predicted model, not a curated record